AUGGAUAACGCAGACUACAGGCAAAAUUUCACGGUUCAAUACUGCUUCCCUGGACACAAUGCAUCUUGCAAAAAGGACGUCCGAACAGGCCCUGGAUACAUCGUUUUGUUCGUUUUUCUCUCGUGUGUAUCUGUUUGUACAGUGUUUUUAAAUGUGUUGGUGAUUAUCUCCAUCUCUCACUUCAAGCAGCUCCACACUCCAACCAACCUGCUCAUCCUCUCUCUGGCUGUGGCAGAUCUCCUCGUGGGAAUGUUUGUUAUGCCUGUGAAAAUAAUGCAACUGACAGACUCCUGUUGGUAUCUUGGAAAUAUGGCCUGUAUUAUUUUUCCAAUAAUCAAUGGCCUCUCUGUGUUGUCAUCUCUGUGUAGCUUGGUUUAUAUUGCAGUCGAUCGGUAUUUGGCCAUCAGUGACCCUCUGCAUUAUUCUAGUAGAAUCACUGUUUUCACAAUGUCCGUGUGCAUAAUCCUAGGCUGGUCUUUUUGUUUCUUGUAUGUUGUUGUCUAUAUGUACUUUAACGACCACUUCCUUCCAUAUCAGAUAUACACCAGGUGUCAUGGAGAGUGUCUAGUGAUCAUAAAAUAUCCCUGGGUGGUCGCCAGCAUUCUAAUAUUUUUUGUUUUUCCUUGCUCUCUUAUUUUGGUACUGUAUUCAAUCGUAUUUCACGUUGCAAGGCGUCAAGCCAAGGCUGUCAGAGCUGUGGUCAAUGGUGCUUUGAGCAAAAAUACAGGCAAAGUUUCAAGCUCAUCUGAAACCAAAGCAGCAAAAACACUGGGGAUUGUAAUUUUCUUUUAUUUUGCUUUCUGGAUACCUUUUUACAUCAGUUCUCUAACGGUUGAAAAGUUGACCACUGUGUCAAUGGUGUGGACUGUGUUUGGCUGGUUAAUGUACAUCAACUCCUCAAUGAAUCCUCUGAUAUAUGCCAUUUUCUAUCCAUGGUUCAGAACGUCAGUUAAGUAUAUUGUGACUUUUAAAAUAUUUAAAUCUUCAUCGUCACGGUUUAAUUUGUAUAAAGAACACUGAUAGCUAAAGGAUAAGAUGUGCAUCGGUACAUCUUUUACCCCUUUUUUUGCUGUAAUUUCUGUAAUAUCUUUUCUGUAUUCAUAUUUCUAAUCUUUUCAUCAUAUUUAAAUUGAUCACAAUUAAUAUUAAUCACAUUUAAUUCCAAUAUUUAUGUAAGUUAAGUGUUUAGAUAUUUAAGGCAGGCUGUAAAAUUCUGUUAAAACCAGCUGCUGUCUGCAAUGUUCCUUUACUCUGGAGAUUGCUGGUGGAACAAUACUUUUUUCGUAACAACAGCAGCAGUUAGUUUAAGAUAUUUAAAGAUAUUAAAAAGCUUUACACACCUAUGUACCCACACCAAACAAGGUUUAUAAAAUCUGAACAUAAGCUGAAAUAAGACAAAAUUAUUGCCUAUUGUCUAUCUAUUGUUGUGUCCAUUUAGAUGUACUUCA
Messenger RNA from Astyanax mexicanus (Mexican tetra), 1448 nucleotides. Its product is annotated as trace amine-associated receptor 6-like. Gene Ontology annotation, molecular function: trace-amine receptor activity. The transcript has a single exon. NCBI's taxonomy places the organism in Eukaryota, Metazoa, Chordata, Actinopteri, Characiformes, Acestrorhamphidae. Bases 1 to 1020 code for a protein of 339 amino acids. Gene Ontology annotation, cellular component: membrane. Gene Ontology annotation, biological process: G protein-coupled receptor signaling pathway. The record is from RefSeq and is a predicted model, not a curated record.